GAGUCUCUAUCUUGUGAACUGAGUCGCCCUGAGGCAGGUCCUGGCCCCAGUCUUUCUGCCACAGGACUCACUACUAAAGAAUCCAGUUACACGAAGAAGAAGCCCAGAAGAGGAAAAAAAGGAUUCAGAAAUGGCUGUGCCUCAGAGCCCUUUGACAUUCAGGGAUGUGGCCAUUGAAUUCUCUCAGGAGGAAUGGACGUGCCUGGACCCUGCUCAGAGGACUUUAUACAGGGACGUGAUGUUGGAGAACUAUAGGAACCUAGCCUCCCUGGGUAUGUCUUCUAUAUGUGGGAUAAAUGUAUUACCACCUAAAGAGAGCAGUAGUACAGAAGAAAUAUCCCCCACUGUGAUGUUGGAAAGAAAUGAAAACCAUGACAUUGAAGACUUUUGCUUUAGGGAAAUCCAAAAGAAUAUACAUAACUUUGAAGGUCAGUGGAGAGAUGAUGAAAGACAUUGCAGUGGAGUCCAUGUGACCCCUCAGGGAAAUCUCCCUGGUAGGAGAGAUCACUGUGAUAAGAGGAAUUCAGUAAACAAGCUUGUUAAUAUUCAGCUGGGAUUGAACACCCAGUCAUAUCUACCAGAACUGCAGCUAUUUAAGAUUAAAGAGAAAAUUUAUGAAUGUAAUCCCAUGGAUCCACCUAUCAACAGUGAUUUCUUGGUUUCCCCACUGCAUAGAAUUCCUUCUACUAUGAAACCCCACUUUUCUCAUGGACAUAAGUAUGAUCUUGCGGCUUCAUUAUUCCCACAAAAAGAGAAACCACAGAUAGUGACAGAACAUUACAAAUGUACUGAGUGGGACAAGGCCUUUAAUCAAGCGUCACAUUUGAAUAUUCAUCAAAUAAUGCAUGAAAAAGAGGAUCAAUUUAAAUCUGAUAUAUGUACCAAGGUGUUCAAUAAAAAAUCAAGCCUUAAAAUUCAUCACAGAGUCCAUGCUGUAAAGAAAACAUACAAGUGUAAUGAAUGUGGGAAGAUCUUCAAUUACAUUUCACACCUUGCCCGGCAUCAGAGAAUCCACACUGGAGAGAAACCUUAUAAAUGUAAUGAAUGUGGUAAGGUAUACCGUGAAAGUUCAGCUCUUACAAAGCAUCAGAGAAUUCACACUGGAGAAAAACCUUACAAAUGUAACGAAUGUGGCAAAAUGUUCACUCGGAAAUCAUCCCUACAAAGGCACUGGGAGAUUCAUACUAGAGAGAAACCUUACAAAUGUAAUGAAUGUAGCCAAAUGUUCAGUCAUAAAUUAUCCCUAGGAGCACACCACAAGAUUCAUACUGGAGAGAAACCUUACAAAUGUAAUGAAUGUGGAGUGGUAUUUAAUCGUGUUUCACACCUUGCACAACAUAAGAGAGUUCACACAGGAGAAAAACCUUACAAAUGUAAGGAGUGUGGCAAACUGUUCACUCGUAAAUCAUCCCUAGCACAUCACUGGAGGAUUCACACUGGAGAGAAACCUUACAAAUGUAAUGAGUGUGAAAAGGUAUUCUGUAAAGGUUCAGCCCUUGCACGGCAUAAGAGAAUUCACACAGGAGAGAAACCUUCCAAAUGUAAUGAAUGUGGAAAGCUAUUCCAUGCAAGUUCACAACUUGCACAGCAUCAGAGUAUUCAUACUGGAGAGAAACCUUACAAAUGUAAUGAGUGUGGAAAGGUAUUCCGUUUAAGGGCAUCCCUUGCACGGCAUCAGAGAAUUCACACUGGAGAAAAACCUUACAAAUGUAAUGAAUGUGGUAAGGUAUUCCGUGACUGUUCAGCUCUUAUACAACAUCGGAGAAUUCACACUGGAGAGAAACCUUACAAAUGCAAUGAAUGUGGAAAGCUAUUCCACGCAAGUUCACAACUUGCACAGCAUAGAAGUAUUCAUACUGGAGAGAAACCUUACGAAUGUAAUGAAUGUGGAAAAAUGUUCACUCGUAAAUCAUCCCUACGAGUACACUGGUGGAUUCAUACUGGAGAGAAACCUUAUAAAUGUAAUGAAUGUGGAAAGGUAUUUAAAUGUAUUUCAUACCUUGCAAAACAUCAGAGAAUUCACACUGGAGAAAACUUUAAAAAUGUAGUGAAUGUGGCAAAAUGUUCAUUAGCAAGUCAUCCCAAGGAAAGCACUGAAAGUUUCAUGCUGAGAGAAACCUUAGAAAUGUAAUGAAUGUUACAAGAUCUUCAGUCACAAUUCACACCUUGCAUGACAUCUACAAAUUCAUACUGGUGGGAAACCUUAUAAAUGUAAUAAAUAUUGGAAAGUGUUAAGUCGGAAUUCACACCUUGCAAAUCAUUGGAGAAUUCAUACUGGAGCUUAUAGGUAUGAUGAAUAUGGCAGUCUUU
Molecule: messenger RNA, 2310 nt
Organism: Otolemur garnettii (small-eared galago)
Lineage: Eukaryota; Metazoa; Chordata; Mammalia; Primates; Galagidae
Product: zinc finger protein 83
Exons: 4
Coding region: 131-2131 (666 amino acids)
Biological process (GO): regulation of DNA-templated transcription
Cellular component (GO): nucleus
Source: RefSeq, a predicted model, not a curated record